This is a messenger RNA of Priapulus caudatus, 1633 nucleotides long. RefSeq lists its product as uncharacterized. Lineage: Eukaryota; Metazoa; Priapulida; Priapulimorpha; Priapulimorphida; Priapulidae. Gene Ontology annotation, molecular function: double-stranded DNA binding. Gene Ontology annotation, biological process: regulation of DNA-templated transcription; mitochondrial ribosome assembly. The transcript is spliced from 4 exons. Gene Ontology annotation, cellular component: mitochondrion. Bases 98 to 1204 code for a protein of 368 amino acids. The record is from RefSeq and is a predicted model, not a curated record.
AGAGGGGGGACUAAUUCACCCAACAUGGCUGCCCCCAUGUAGUGACUCGUCUAUUUAUCAAUUGUGGUGUAGCUGAGGUGCUGCAUAAUUAGCGACAAUGAGGACAUCUCCUAGACAAGUGUACAGCUGGCUGCACAUGCUAAACUCUCGUUGUAGCUUUGGGCCCAAGCAGAGGUCAUUACAGAACUUGACAGCAUGCUGCGUCAAGCUAUCACCCUGUUUGCAGCUGUCUAACUAUGCACACCAUACAAGACAACCAGAUGCAGCAGAGCAGAAACAUGCGGAAGUGAGUGAAAGAUAUUCUACUCCUGAUGUGACAGAGCACUGUGCACCAGUUUCGGCUGUCUCUGAUUGUGCCAUUACACAAGUCGUUGAGAAACUAGUUGGACACCAAAUGCACGUACAGAACCGUAGAAAGACUACAUUUGCCGUAAAGUGUCUUAUGACAUUUGGCGUUACGGAGGCAGAGGUCAUAGCAUUGGUGACUCACAAUCCACAGCUGAUGAACUGUGCUUCCAGCCAGUGGCAGACCUGUAUUGAGAUGCUCUCCAAUCACAGUUUCAGCAGUCGACAGAUUCUGAACAUCCUCAGUAGCGCCCCCUAUGUAUUAAAGAUGUCGCUAGUAACUCUUGUGCGCGCUAUGCAGAAUCUGCGAGCCCUUGGAUUUGUCGAUGGAGACAUCCAGCAUCUGUUGUCUGAGAAUCCGCUCCUGCUAGAGGCAUCUCAGAGAGCGCUGGUAGGUAGAGUGAAGCAGCUGCUUACAGCAUUCACACGCAGUGAUGUCAACAAGAUGUGUGUCGCAAACCCAAGUAUUCUCAGCGACCCCUGGGAGCAGUUAGAGGAGAAGCUACACUAUGUUUUAUUCUGCAUGGGUCUUUCGCAGACUUCGAUUGUCAAGUCCAAUCUCAUGAAGCACUCCAUAGAUCACAUACAGUGUAGACAUGAAUUCUGCCUGAGAGCCGGCUUCUUCAAGGUUCCGGAUCCGAAGCGGCGCAUGAGAACCGACAACGCAUCGCUGAGGAGCAUCAUUGAUGCAUCGGACUCUAACUUUCUGCGCAGCGUUUGCCGUGGCCUGUUCUCGCUGCGGGACUACCGAGUCUUUCGUUCGAUGCUUGCUAACGAGGAUAAAUAUGGACCUUUGCUCAACGACUGGGAGGAUGACGAUGAUGGUGACAACAUUUACAAUGACGAGCAGUUAAAAUAAUGUCAGCUGCAGUUCUAGUUUAAAGAGAAAUGUUGAAUUGUGGACAAUAGAGUCAUUACAGUAGACAUGUCAUUAUAAAGACUAUGCACCAUCAUUGAUGUUCUGAAUAUUGACGUUUAUAUCCUCAAAUACUCGAGGACUUCUAAUAUCGGUCAAAGAUUAUAGCUAAGAGCUGUUGUAAAUUAUCAGGUGUGAUCCCAUUGUCACAUCAAGUGGCCAUGGUUGUAAUAAAUUGUAGUUUUUGAUAUCAGUACAUGAAUAAUCUGCAGAAUACAAGCCAUCAAUCUAACAGAUGUGUAAUUUAUGUAAACCGUCUUAACUCGGACCACAUACGUUGCUGCUGCACGAAUAGUAGGAAUUUCAUCUGUGACCACACGGCUGUAAUAAAAUUGUAUUUUAAAUACGUUCAUUUUUGGUUUAUCUGAAAAA